CUUCCGGAAAGGCCCCGGAGGCAGGAAUUGGGGAAAGAAGUCGGGGCUCUCAACCGGGCUGGGAGGGGCUUGAGUCUGAGCUCCGGGGACCCCAUCCGCUGAGGAGAUGGAUGAGGAUGGGCUUCCUCUCAUGGGGUCAGGCAUAGACCUGACCAAGGUGCCAGCUAUUCAACAGAAAAGAACCGUGGCGUUUCUGAACCAGUUUGUGGUUCACACUGUGCAGUUUCUCAACAGGUUUUCCACGGUUUGUGAGGAGAAACUGGCAGACCUUUCACUUCGUAUCCAACAAAUUGAAACAACUCUCAAUAUUUUAGAUGCAAAGCUGUCAUCCAUCCCAGGCCUAGAGGAUGUCACAGUUGAAGCCUCUCCUUUAAGUGUCACUACUGUCACAAACGGAUCCCAUUCUGAACCCACUUCAGAGCCACCCCAGAACAACACACAAGACUCUGGAGCACAGGAAAGUGAAGCACCAUCAGAAAAUGUCCUAACUGUAGCCAAGGAUCCAAGAUAUGCCAGAUACCUCAAGAUGGUUCAAGUGGGUGUUCCAGUGAUGGCAAUCAGAAACAAAAUGAUAUCAGAAGGACUAGAUCCAGAGCUUCUUGAGAAGCCAGAUGCUCCAGUGCCUAAUGGUGAGAGUGAAAGAGCCAUAGAAGAGAGUUCAGAUAGUGAAUCCUCUUUCAGUGACUAAGCUGGAUUGUGAGAAGAAUCACAAAGCUACGUGGAGGGCUCUGCCUACAUUCUGCCAAAGAGCCUAGAUUCUAGCUCUUGGUGAUAAAAUGACCCCGUGGCCACACACCUACCCCAACCUUCCUCUGUUUAAAAAAAUAAUAAUAAAGCAUUUAUAACCUUCCA
Psammomys obesus (fat sand rat) is the source of this 852-nucleotide messenger RNA. RefSeq names its product WASH complex subunit 3 (gene Washc3). The record is from RefSeq and is a predicted model, not a curated record. Gene Ontology annotation, biological process: actin filament polymerization; exocytosis. Gene Ontology annotation, cellular component: WASH complex. NCBI's taxonomy places the organism in Eukaryota, Metazoa, Chordata, Mammalia, Rodentia, Muridae. The transcript has 7 exons. The coding region runs from base 107 to 688 and encodes 193 amino acids.